AUGGCGGAUGAAAGCGAAGAUUUGGUUGAAGAUCUGCUCACUGAAUAUGCCAUGCAGCUUAGCAUUCAAGAAUCGAAUGCAGCCAAACCACCAGUGUCUUCCAGUUACAAUGACAGUUUUGUACCACCUAGUGAGGAAAAUAGGAAAAUUGUAGCAGCCAUAAAGCAAGGUCAAGUAUUUGGGCUCCAAGACCUUGUGAAACAGAAAUAUGCUUUGGAUGAAGCUGAUGAAAGAGGCUGGUUUCCACUGCAUGAGGCUGCAGCUCAGCCAAUUCAACAAAUACUUGAAAUCAUUUUAGAUGCAUCUUAUAAAGCAAUGUGGGAAUACAAAACCUGUGAUGGAGAAACACCACUAACUUUGGCAGCAAAAGCUGGCUUUGUGGAAAACGUACAAGCAUUGCUGGAGAAAGGUGUUUGGCCCAAUACAAAAAAUGACAAAGGAGAAACUCCACUUCUCAUUGCUGUAAAAAGGGGCUCUUUUGAAAUGGCAUCCACUCUGAUAAAACACAACUGUAGUAUCCACCAGCCGUGCAUAAAACGUUGGUCAGCAAUGCAUGAAGCUGCAAAACAGGGACGCAAAGAUAUUGUUUCUCUUCUUCUGAAGAAUGGUGGAAAUGUGAACAUUAAGGAUGGAUAUGGAGUAACACCAUUAGGUGUUGCUGCUGAAUAUGGUCACUGCGAUGUGCUGGAACAUCUUAUUCAUAAAGGUGGAGAUGUCCAGGCCUUAGCAGAUGAUGGUGCAUCAAUACUGUUUGAAGCAGCCGGAGGAGGUAAUCCAGACUGCAUAGCACUUCUUUUGGAAUAUGGAGGAAGUGGCAAUGUGCCUAAUAAGGCAGGACUGCUUCCCAUACACAAAGCAGCUUAUGAGGGGCAUUACCUGGUCCUGAAGUAUCUCAUUCCAGUCACAUCCCAAAAUGCAAUCCAGAAAAGUGGGUUAAGCCCUGUUCACUCAGCUGCAGAUGGUCAGAAUUCGCAGUGUCUAGAGCUCCUCAUUGAAAGUGGUUUUGAUGUCAAUACUCUCUUGGCUGAGCACAUUUCAAAUAGUUACGAUGAUGAAAGGAAAACUGCACUUUAUUUUGCUGUUUCAAACAAUGACAUUCUUUGCACCGAAAUAUUACUGAAAGCUGGUGCAAAUCCAAACAAGGAUCCUUUAAACUGUCUUCUUGUGGCAGUGAGAGCUGGUAAUCAUGAAAUAGUAAGGCUACUCCUAUCUUAUGGAGCAAACGUCAAUUGCUACUUUAUGCUGGUUAAUGAUACGCAUUUUCCCAGUGCCAUUCAGUAUGCCUUGAAUGAUGAAGUGAUGCUGAGGCUGUUGCUGAAUCAUGGGUAUAAUGUGGAGAUGUGUUUUGACUGUAUGCAUCAAGAUAUCUUUGGAAAUUCUUUUGUGUGGUCAACUCCAGAGGAAGAGAUUCUCCCAGGAUGGACUUCUUCUGUAAUAAAGGAUAAUCCAUUCUGUGACUUUAUUGCUGUUCCUUGGUUGAAACACUUAGCGGGAAAAGUUGUUCGUGUUUUUAUAGAUUACAUGGAUUAUGUCCCUCUGUGCACAAAAAUUAAGUUUGUCCUAGAAACACAGAAGGAAUGGCCAGAGAUUCGUCAAAUAUUGGAUAAUCCUCGCCCAUUGAAACAUCUGUGUCGCCUGAAAAUACGUAAACUUAUGGGGUUGAGGAGACUCCAGAAACUGUCAUCUAUGAAGAAGUUUCCACUUCCACCGGUUCUCAAGAACUAUAUCCUAUAUAAAGAAUAUGAUCUGUAUGGAAAAGAGAUACAUUUUGAGUAG
Messenger RNA from Cygnus atratus (black swan), 1776 nucleotides. It is a transcript of the gene ASB15, whose product is annotated as ankyrin repeat and SOCS box containing 15. NCBI's taxonomy places the organism in Eukaryota, Metazoa, Chordata, Aves, Anseriformes, Anatidae. The transcript has 9 exons. Gene Ontology annotation, cellular component: cytoplasm. The record is from RefSeq and is a predicted model, not a curated record. Bases 1 to 1776 code for a protein of 591 amino acids. Gene Ontology annotation, biological process: intracellular signal transduction. Gene Ontology annotation, molecular function: protein binding.